Molecule: messenger RNA, 504 nt
Organism: Angiostrongylus costaricensis
Lineage: Eukaryota; Metazoa; Nematoda; Chromadorea; Rhabditida; Metastrongylidae
Source: the annotation of a GenBank genome assembly
AUGCACAGCACACACGACGAUGUCCAUGGGGCAUCCGAAGACGAGGUCAGUAGUGCUCGUUCAUUGGAACGUGAGAACAAAAACCAACUACUUGCCAUCACUGCACGAUAUGUUUCUGACUUAAACCAGUCGUCGUCAAUUGAGCGAAGAGCGUGUCGUAUAUGUCAAUCAGAGAGUGGUGAAAUGGUGCGACCAUGUGGAUGCACCGGAACGAUGGGUGAUAUCCACGAGAUGUGCCUCUCUCGCUGGGUAGCGAUGUCCAAUAAAGACCAGUGUGAGAUAUGUCAGGAGAAGUACGCUCGUAGUGGUCGAACAAUGAAACCGUUCAAAAAAUGGGAGUGUCCACGUAUUGGAUCCGAGGAGAUCUUUUCAUUCAUAUUGAUUCUGGCAUUGACGUACUCCAUAGCCUACAUGCUUUACCUUUGUGACGAACGACAGUUUCUGGAGAGAAUGAGCACAUUACCUGUCCGAUCCGACGACAUUGGCCGCGUUUGUAAGUGUUAA